AUGUCUUCUUAUGCUUCUUUUCAAACGCAACAUGGCCAGUUAGGUUCGUUUCGUUUGAACUACGCCAAUUCUGCCAUCAUUGUAUUGAGCUCGUUUCUCUUGUUUCGAGUUGGGCUUGUUGCGUAUCGACUUUGGUUCCACCCAUUGCGACGGUUUCCCGGGCCAAAAACAUGGGCUGCGUCAGAUCUUCCCUACAUAUACACAGCCAACAUUACAGGGACUGGCAUUCGCCAGAUAUCGGACUUCCAUAGAAAGUAUGGUCCAGUUGUUCGAGUUGGUCCUAAUCGUCUAGCUAUGGACGGAAGUGUAGGCUGGCCGCAGGUCUAUGCCCGUCGCUCCGCAGGGGAAGCAGAAUUUGAGAAAGCGCCCGGUCACUUUGCGCCAGGAUUCAGUAAAUCAAUCAUUGCAUCCCCAAAAGAUGUCCAUCGCAGACAGCGACGGCAACUAGGUUAUGCCUUCAGCGACGCAGCGAUGCAUGAGCAAGAACCCAUCAUCGAGCAGUAUGUUAGGCUACUGGGCGAUCGUAUCCAUGAGCAUGCAGCCUCCGGAAAAGAGAUGAACAUUGUUCAGUGGCUAAACUUCACUACCUUUGACAUUAUUGGCGACCUCACCUUCGGGGAGUCCUUUGGUAGCUUGGAGAGCAGUAAUUAUCAUCCAUGGGUCUUAAGCAUCUUCCAAGGUAUCAAGGGCGAUUCUUUUCAGCGAGCUUGUAGGAACUACCGUACCCUUGAACCUCUGCUUCGAUACGUCUUUGGCGACAAGAACUCAAACAAAGGUGAUGAAAAUCGAGAUUUGUCUGGGAAGAAGGGAAGAGCACGAAUGGAGCAGGGCCUGGAACCUAAGGGAAGAAGGGACUUCAUAACGUAUAUGAUGCAACCAAACCGGGACGGCCAUUCCGGGUUUUCGCUGGACGAGAUCAUGGCUAAUGCGCCCUUGCUUGUCGUUGCCGGUAGCGAAACCACUGCCAGUGCACUAUCAGGGUUGUUCUUCUACUUGAGCCAGACGCCUCGGGUGAAGCGGAUCCUUGUGGAAGAGAUUCGGUCCGCAUUUGACGAUGAGUCAGAAAUCACCAUGGUGAGCACAAACAAACUCGAGUACCUGCAUGCUACCUUAGAGGAAACUUUAAGGGUAUACCCACCGGCUGCAGGCACACCACCUCGCGCUUCACCUGGUGCCGAGAUUGAGGGCAAAUUUGUACCUAAAGGCACUGUCGUUCAUGUCACCCAAUGGACAACAUUCCGCAACCCUGAGCAUUUCUUUGCUCCCGACUCUUUUUACCCAGAACGCUGGUUGAGGAAGGACCACUCGCUUUAUGACCCCAAGUUCGACAACGACAACCAUGCCGUGUUCAAGCCAUUUAGCCAUGGACCUCGAGAUUGUAUCGGCAAGAACUUGGCAUACUCUGAGAUGCGACUGAUCGUUUCACACUUGCUGUACAAAUUCGAUGUCGAGGCACUACCUGGACAGGAUGAUUGGCACGCAAAGCAGACGACCUUCAAUAUUUGGGAUAAGGGCCCUCUAUAUAUGAAAUUCACAACCAGAGAGAGACAGUGA
This is a messenger RNA of Truncatella angustata, 1554 nucleotides long. RefSeq names its product cytochrome P450. The transcript is spliced from 3 exons. The coding region runs from base 1 to 1554 and encodes 517 amino acids. Gene Ontology annotation, molecular function: heme binding; oxidoreductase activity, acting on paired donors, with incorporation or reduction of molecular oxygen; iron ion binding. Lineage: Eukaryota; Fungi; Ascomycota; Sordariomycetes; Amphisphaeriales; Sporocadaceae. The record is from RefSeq and is a predicted model, not a curated record.